AUGUCCGAUGACUGGUGCAGGAAUGCGGCAUUGAGAUCAUCAGUAUCCACAUCCACUUUGAUAUGCCUGGACAAAUACCUGAUAGCUGAAGCAUUACUUUCUAUUUGUUUUCGUCAAAUGACCAAAGCUGAUCUCCCUCAGGCCUGGGAACUGCUUAGCAAGUUCCUGGAACAGUACAAACUCCAUCCCAUAUUUUCAAAAGAAGAUUUCGAGCAUUACUUUACUCCUCAGGAUGAUAUUGUUAAUUCGUUUGUCGUUCAGAAUGAAGAAGGUGUCAUCACCGAUUUCUGCUCUUACUACGUCCUUCCCAGUUCGGUGAUGAAAUGCAAACAGCACUCGACAUUGCGUGCUGCCUAUUCAUUCUACAACGCGGCCACCGUAACCCCAUGGCCUGCUCUGAUUCAAGAUAUGCUAAUCAUGGCCAAACAGCUUAAGUUCGAUGUUUUCAAUGCCCUGGAUCUGAUGGAGAAUAAAAAGUUCUUGGAGGAGUUGAAGUUCGGGAUCGGGGACGGAAAUUUGCAUUACUAUCUAUACAAUUGGCGUUGCCCGUCAGCCCAACCCUCCGAGGUAAGCGUGUGUGUGUGUGUAUAUGUGUAA
This is a messenger RNA of Echinostoma caproni, 597 nucleotides long. The record is from the annotation of a GenBank genome assembly. NCBI's taxonomy places the organism in Eukaryota, Metazoa, Platyhelminthes, Trematoda, Plagiorchiida, Echinostomatidae.